Messenger RNA from Pogona vitticeps (central bearded dragon), 725 nucleotides. The record is from RefSeq and is a predicted model, not a curated record. NCBI's taxonomy places the organism in Eukaryota, Metazoa, Chordata, Lepidosauria, Squamata, Agamidae.
CCUACCAAAAAGAUAAUGAUGCAGAUGAAGCUUUUCUUCUCCUUUUAGAGUCCCUUGAGGAUGAUUUACAAGAUGAGGGAAAAGAGAAGGAAUUAAGACUCCAUGGGACACUGCCAGAAAGAGGGGAGGAUGAAAAGGAGAACUGUUGGGAUGGAAAUGAAUCACUGAGGCGGAAUCAGGCAGACCAGAGGAGAGACAUAUCUCACAGAUAUCCGAGUGCCGUUGCCUCUGAAGACGAAAUGGGAAAAACAACAAACUGGAGCAUCAGUGCUCUUCGAAGCUCAGAGUAUCCACAAAACAUCCCUCUGAGGAAAGGUCCAGUGAAAUGUCCAACAUGUCACGCUGAGAUAAAUCUGUGUCACUGUUUGGAGGAUGGAGAAAGUUUCAGAUGGAGCCCAGAAGAGCCAAGAUUUCACACAGGGGAGAAACACAAAUGCUUUAGCUCUGACUUUAAAGCACCUCAACCAAUGCAUUCUCAAGGGAAAGGUUGUAAGUGCACAGAGUGUGGCAUGAGCUUCAAGAGAAGUUCAGAACUUGAAAGACAUCAAAGAAUACACACAGGAGAGACAGCAUACAAAUGCCAUGAAUGUGGACAGGCCUUCACACGCAGUUCACAUCUUCAAGUACAUCAACGAAUUCAUUCAGGAGAGAAACCCUAUGAGUGUAAAGAAUGUGGGAAAUGUUUCAGUCAUCUCUCAGCUUCCAAACAUCAACAAAUUCACUAA